Molecule: messenger RNA, 1914 nt
Organism: Venustampulla echinocandica
Lineage: Eukaryota; Fungi; Ascomycota; Leotiomycetes; Helotiales; Pleuroascaceae
Exons: 2
Coding region: 1-1914 (637 amino acids)
Biological process (GO): DNA-templated transcription; regulation of DNA-templated transcription
Molecular function (GO): DNA binding; zinc ion binding; DNA-binding transcription factor activity, RNA polymerase II-specific
Source: RefSeq, a predicted model, not a curated record
AUGCCCCGCCAGCAGAUGCACUCGUGCGAUGUCUGUCGCCGCAGGAAGAUCCGCUGCGACUCCGUCCACCAGGCAACAUGCAGUGCCUGUAUCAAGGCUAAAAUCGAUUGCAAGUUUACUUUCGGCUGGAGACGAAUACCUCGACCUCGUCAAGAUGUGUCGUACUCCCAGCCCACCGUUGGGCAGCCCUCUUCCCCGCCCUGGCUUCGAUCCAGGGCCAACUCGCGGCCGGUGGUAGAGCCGACGAGUAUCUCUCAUCAGGGUGUGUCGUACUCCCAGUCCCCCGUUGGGCAACCCUCUUCCUCGCCCAGGCUUCGAUCCAGGGCAAACUCCCCACCGGUGGUAGAGCCGACGAAUAUCUCUCAUCAGUCUGAAGUGGCCUUGUCUCUAGAAAUUGCAGAGAAUGGCCUCUUCCGCUUCUUUAAAGAUGGCAUCUCUCGUGACUCGUGGAGCGCGUUUGAUGAUCAGGACCAGAUGCGUGUUGUCUACGUGGGCACUAAUAUCUCCAAUAUGUCACAUCUGGUCCAACUGGAUAGGCCGAACCCCUUUUUCCUGAUCUAUCCCUACCCACAGAUUAGACCGCUACCGUCGGCGUCGCAGAACGAUGCCCAUGACGCCCUACAAGACAUCAACUCGUUUCCGGCAAAAGAGAUCCGGGAUGAAUUCAUCGACGCAUUCUUUGCAAAGAUAAAUUCUUACUUCCCCGUUGUAGACGAGGCAAAUUUCCGGGCUCGCUAUAGCAACCCGGGAAGCAGGCCAUCACUUCUCCUCCUACAUGUAAUCCUUUUGGCAGGCGCACACGUCUCGUCACACCCGAGAGCCAUCCACGCACGACACUUUAUCAAGGCGGUGCUCUUCCGUCGCGCCAAAUCUGUCUUUAAUAUGCGCCUUGAGACCGACAGAGUUAACCUUGUGCAAGCCGCCCUACUAUUUACUUGGUACCUACAGAACGGCGACACAGCCAGUGCAAAUAGCUACUUCUGGCUGGGUGUGGGAUGCCGGAUCGCCUUCGGCAUCGGAAUGCAUCGCAACUUGCUAACCGAUCCUCCAGGCCCGGGCCGGAUGCCGAUGUCUGACCGGCGGUGCUGGCGUCGUGUUUGGUGGACGCUCUUCACCGCCGAAGUAUUGUCUGCGCUGGAGCAUGGCCGACCCUGUAUGAUCCGGCAUGACGAUUUCGAUCAGGCUCCAUUAUCGAUGGAGGACUUCCGAGAAGUAGACGGCGAGAUCAACCCCCGGAUCGAUGUCGAGUACUGCAUGCGCAAUGUUGAAUUGUGUCAUAUCGCCCUGGAAGUAAUCGGCCUCAGUGCUCCUCGGGCUGACCCAUCUAGCAUGGAUAAACGCAUAGCACUACUACACGCCCGUCUAGCAACGUGGAAACUAACUAUGAAUACGGAUACGGGUUUCAGCGCUUUAAAUAUCCGUCUUCACUACCACACUAUAGUGAUUCAUCUCUCCCGAAUCCUCGCCACAGACGAGGAGUCUCGCCAAGUGGCGACCAGUGCUACCAGAGCCAUCAUCUCUAUCUUUGAGUCGCUCCAGACAAGUAACCUGAUAUCGCGAUGCCAAUUCACGGCCGCCACGGCGCUUACUGCCGCAGCCAUCCAGAUCACAAUGGAGAUCCAGCAGGCCCUGACUACAGCUUCACCGAUUGUUGUCGUAAAUGACCUGGAUCUACUGAACCGGGUGUGCGUCGUGGCAGGGCACCUAUCAAAGUACUGGCCAACCGUGGAGGGAGUACGUAAGGUAUUCCAGGGGUUAGUUGAUAGGUUCUCGGCAGUAUUGAGGGCACAUGAAGAUGUACCAAUUGAUACGGAGCAUGUCAAUUGGGCAGAUAUCCUAGGAGAUGAUGCAUGGCUUGAGUGUGAUGAGAUGAAUCAGUGGCAGAGUGUUUUGGACUGUGGAUAUGAAUUAUGA